CACAACCGUUAGCACGUUGAAAGCAAAACGCCAACGCAACGGCGGCGCCGUGUGCGCAUGCGCGAUGCCGCUUCUCCAGGGCCGGGCGGUACCAGGCGGUGACGGCAGUGCAUGACGCAAGCCGCCCGGGCACGGCCAGUGCCGGCACCCGGAGCUCCGCCCCCGCCGCUGCUCUCGCUCGCCGACCUGCUUGCGGCUGUCAGGCACCGCCGAGCUCGGGUGCUGCUGCCCGCCUGCCAUCCCGCCGGCCCCGAGGAGAGACGGAAAGCGGCCAUGAAGAUCUGGAGCUCGGAGCAUGUGUUCGGACACCCCUGGGAUACAGUGAUCAAAGCUGCUAUGAGAAAGUACCCCAACCCAAUGAAUCCCAGUGUGGUAGGAGUAGAUGUCCUCGACAGAAGCCUUGAUAACCAGGGGAGGUUGCACAGUCACCGUCUCCUCAGCACAGAGUGGGGAUUGCCGAGUAUCGUAAAGGCGAUUUUAGGAACAAGUAGAACCCUGACUUACGUUGCAGAACAUUCUGUGGUGGAUCCAGUGGAAAAAAAGAUGGAGCUUUGCUCAACGAAUAUUACUCUCACAAACUUGGUGUCUGUUGAUGAGAGAUUGGUUUAUACACCUCAUCCUGAAAACCCUGAAAAAACUGUGCUAACUCAAGAAGCAAUUAUUACUGUUAAAGGCAUUAGCUUGAGCAGUUAUCUGGAAAGCUUAAUGGCAAACACGAUAUCUUCUAAUGCCAGAAAGGGUCGGGAUGCCCUGGAGUGGGUGAUCAGCAAACUAAACGCAGAAUUGGAGGAGCUGAAGUCAACACGUGAGGGCAUGAAACCAGCCAUGGCAGCAGCUUCAACAGAAAAGUAAAACCAAAAAUACCAAGUAACUGGCAGAAAAGUUUUAUGCUGCAGACUGCAUUGAAGAUCUCCUUUCCAAGGCUGAUCUGCAUAGAUUUUAUAUAUUUAUACGAAUAUUCGCAUCAGCGGAAAAGUAACCUCAUCUACCAUCUCUGCAGCAGCUCCUGUUGCCUACUGAAGAUUAAAUUGACCUCCUGCAGACGCUCUUUUCAUUUAAACAAUUCAUUUUUAACACUGGAAACAAAACAGCACAUUUAAAACUGCCUAGAUGUGCCUUUUAUAACAAAAGGAGAGAGUAUGUUAUAUUUACACCAUCUCAUUUUUUCGUACUCAAAACUUGAAAAGAACGCAUGUGUGGUAUUAAGAAUUUUCCAUGUGAUUGUUUGCUCUGUGAAGGGCUGAUUGAUAGGUACUAGAGCACUGAAAUUUGUCCGUUUUGUAAUCUGAUAGUGUUUUAUAAUAAUUUAAAGGGAACUAUCUGAGUCAGAACAUGAUACUGUAGAAUUAGAAAUCUAUCUAGAGGAUGAGCCUGAAAAGAUAAAACUUGUGUGGUACUAAUUUUUCUUAUGGUGUUUAAAUGUGCUACCUGUACAUGACACACAGAUGUUUUUACCUCUUAAAUGUUUCUAUCUAAACAAAGAGAAAGUUUCUAUUGAUGUUAAUAGCCUAAUUUUGUGUAUGUGUGUGGGGAGAAGGGUAUAUUAAUAAUUUAUUUUCAUAUUAUUAACUUGCCCUAGUUCCUCCCCUCCCUACGAGGAGAGGAGUAGUGAUUCCUGGAAGGUGCUGGAAAAUACUUCUCUUAUUUAUCUCUAAGAAAUGUAUUUGUAGGCUGCUUGAAUGAAGAGACUGUGCUGUUAGGCUGGUCCUUGCUCUUCACAUCAAGUCUCAACUGAGGGAGAGACUGACGCAAUAACCAGAAGAGUUGAAAAAAGCGGGAAAUUUGAAAUCCAAAGGGUACAGUUCCAUGAACUUCUCAUGCCCUGAGUGGAGAAAACAAGAGUACAAGGAAAACAAAUGGACUCACCUUUUUGAGUGCUUUCUACUAACUGCUGACUACCAGUGUAACUGAAUUUUAUCAACACUUUUCCACAUCGGUAGAAAACGGUUUUAGGAUCAUUUUAAGUGCUUCUCAUUAUCUAGAAAAAAUACUCCAGUAACUGCAGAAAUUGUUUCCUAUGAAACAUGCAGAAUUAUAUAUUGGUAAUAAUCUUAGCCUUGUCUGAUGUUCGCAACAUUUUCAUAUUUGGUCCAGGUGUAGUACAUGUUUCUUAGACAGCUCUUUAUUAGGGCAUUUUAACUUAUUUUUGGGUGUGCACACAAAGUGAAAUAAAUGUAAGGAUGUUUACUUGUGCGAGUGGCAAGCUUGUGUUUAGGAAGCUGUUAAAGAGCAUGAGUCACUUCUAGAAAACUAGAAGAAUAAAAUCUUGGUCACUGUUUUGAUCUGGUAAUUUUAAAGUGUCUAUAGCUUAAGGGAAAUUUCAGCAUUUUUAUUCUGGUUAGUUUGAAAGUGAGCAUUAAUUUGGGUGUAACUAUCAGUAAAUGACAUGAUCCUAAUGAAUAAACUUAAUUUAAAAAGAUGUAUAUAUAUUAGUCAAAAGCAAUUAAAUGAGUGGCUAAUAAUUACAUUGCUCUUUUUAUAUGGACCUAAGGCCUUUCUUGUUUUGGAACAGAAACUUAGAGCUUAAAGUCUGAUGGCAGCUCCUCUCCAGAAGAUACGCUGGGUAGCUUUGAUGUGGGUCAGUUGUGCUUCUCAGAGGAGUGAUGCUGCUUCCUGGAUAAAGAAUGCAGAUGAUGUUCCAGCUCCUGCUGGGAAGGGGAGUGCAGCUACGGCAGAGCUCUGCAAAGGAAAGGACGAGAUGAGUAAGUGUGUGUGCGUGUGGAAACCUGUGCUACAGCGUUUCCAUACAUGCCUCCUGGAGAUGAUGAAAGCAUAGCUGUCAAGCAGGGUAGAAAUGUCUUUGGAGAGGCUCAUGUAUUGCUUCGUUUUGAAAAAAGAAUUGUCUAAAGGUACUUUUUGCAUCAGAUUUGAAAUCAUUGCUUAGUGUUGUCUUGUGUGUAGCACCUUCCAGCACUAGCUGGUGUCCCAGAAGAGUCAGCAGAGGCUCCUACAUUCUGUCCAGGGCUGAACUCCUCUGCCAUAGCCUAGGGCCUGUACCAGCUAUGCAUCAGUUUUCUGGAUUACUUUCUGUGCACUUUGUUUCCUUCUUCCAGAAACAAAUCCUUACCUGCUUGUGUUGCAGUAUCUCCUUUCAGUUUCAUUCCCUGCUGUAGGUUUUGGGCCGCUCGCUCUCCAUGUUUCAUGCUGCUUAGGAAGCAGAGAGCUAGAUACUUUGUUUGCCAGUCUCUUUGAUGCUCCAUGUGCCAUGGAUCAGCACCUUGCCUGCUUGUGCUUUGUCCUCUUCUGCUGUUCUCUAGACUAGAUGGCAGUGGGGAGGCUUCGGCUAAGAAAAAGAGUAAUUCUUUUUGUUUUAAAAGGAAGAAAUUCCAGAGGCUGGUUCUGUUACCCAGCUGCCUCUCUCUGCUGCUGGACAGUGCUGCUGUUUCUCACCUUGUCUUUGGGGUAGCUGACACUCCGGCACAUCUGGGUUGAUCGAUCUUCCCGUGGUUGCUCAUCUCGCCAGUGCGUACAAAGGACCUUCCUUGCAGGCCGUGGUCACACUGGGAGCAGGUAGGCUCCGGUGUUUUGCAGAUCAACAGAUUCUUAAUUUCCCGUAAGCUUUCCUGGACACUUUUCACUCUUCUGCUUUCUGCUCAUCUGAUUUGCACAUGGGGCUCCCACCUUUCUUCUCCUUUGACCAUGUGAGUCUUCUCCAUGGGAUCUGUAUCUGUAUGUUCAGCCCUGCUAUGCAUGACACUGGUUUUGAAGCACUCCAUUUCCCACUCCAGUUCUGUCAGUGUUACAGUCGAGUUGACCUUUUGGGCAAAAAUCCCCAGCCCGUGUUUGAAAUUGCUUAUCUUGGUCUUGUACCCCAGUCCUUCCCUAGGGAACACCCCCCAUCUUUUCUUUAUUUACUGGAAAUGGCUCAAAAAUGUUUCUGAAGUCAGUUUUACGUCACAUGCAGUGUAUGAGAUCUCUGUCAAGGGCAGACAGCCACGUGUGAGAGAAAGUGCUGGGCUGUUUGCAAGAGGCAGCUUUUUGGGCUGGUGCAGAAACAGCCAGGUACGUAGGAGAAAAAAAUUUAUAAAGCAGAAAUGGUGUUAAGUCUAUAGGCAUUAACUUGGCAGGAUGUUGACCAAGCAGAAGCAAGCUCAGCACUUGUAACCAUGCUGAUCAAUGGGUAGCAAGUUCCGUUUUCAAUAAGAAUUCUGCAGAGUUGAAAAUAGAAAGUCGAGUUUGGUGUGUUGAUGGAGGGAGGUUGUUUGCUGCUGUUGUUCAGUCCACUGAGGCUUGCAGUUUAGUGUUUCUCAGCCAUUAGGCUGCAGUUUGAGGGAAAGGGAGUAGGGGGGGUGCGUGCAGGGUUUGGUUUUAAGAAUUGAUUGCCAGCGUAUCAGGGCUCCAGGCUGCUUAGAUGUGUGGCUGCUCACCUUGCCCAGUAACAACAGCUGCAUCGCACACGCCUGCUGUGGACUGGUGAAGCUGGGGGGAGCUGGUUUCUGACUGAGGGGGAAAACAGAGAGGGAAGCUGGCAGUGCCGGCUCCCAGAGUUUGGCAAACUGGGCACGUGAGCUCUCAGCCCUGUCAGAUUUUAAGAUGUUGAUGGUACCUGACUUGAGGAGGUAAGCUCAGGUUUCUGGUUGGUGUUUAUUUUUCAUGCUAGUGCAGAACAGGCUCAUGUUAGCAACAAAAGGUGUUAACUUACAGCAGUAUGAUCAAACGGUCAUGUGGGUCAUUGGUUUUGUGUAGCCUAUCCUUUUUUUUUCUGAUUUGCCCCAGUGCCAGUGUGAGUCUUCCAUGCUCCCCUGUACUACUUACUUAUUUUUCCCCACCAGGUCAGCAGGUACAAUGGGAAAAGGGUUGUAUUUGUUGGGAAAAUGGGCAAUCCUAGCAAGAGUUGCAGUAUUCUUGGAAGACUUGCCCAAUGGAAGUGAAGGCACUGAACUGCACCACUUAGCAUGUAUCGGGAACUGAUGUAUAGCACGUAUCAGGCAUUGAUGUAUGUGAUGAUGUAAUAAAGUAGCACUAAGAUGACCAGUGA
Columba livia (rock pigeon) is the source of this 4978-nucleotide messenger RNA. It is a transcript of the gene PRELID3A, whose product is annotated as PRELI domain containing 3A. Bases 112 to 852 code for a protein of 246 amino acids. Lineage: Eukaryota; Metazoa; Chordata; Aves; Columbiformes; Columbidae. Gene Ontology annotation, cellular component: mitochondrial intermembrane space. The transcript is spliced from 6 exons. The record is from RefSeq and is a predicted model, not a curated record. Gene Ontology annotation, biological process: phospholipid transport. Gene Ontology annotation, molecular function: phosphatidic acid transfer activity.